AUGAGGAAUUUGGAUGACUUAAUUUUGUUCCUUGAAAAGUUGAUUUAGUUUGAAUCAACGUCAAAAUAAUUAUUUAAAUAUUUUUUAUCCAAAAGUCUCGUUUUAGAAAAGAGUCCUGGGUAAUCUAAUUUUAAUUUGAAUUAAGAUCAAAUGCAUCAAAAUACAUGAAUUGUUUGUUCAAUUUAAAAUUAGAAAUCUUAAGUUAUUUACAAGAAUAGAUGGUAAUGGAAAAAUUUAGAUUUAUAGUGAAAAUCAAAUAGAAAGAAGACAUUUAUAAGUCUUAGAUGAAGGCAGUGAUUAUUUUAGAAGAGAAGGGUAAUAUAAUUUAAAUUAAUUUUUAAAAUAAAAUAAGAUAAAAUAAAAAGAUUAGCAAGAAUGAACAUUAGAAAUAUACAUCUUUCAACAGAAAAAUUGAAAAGAAGCAAAACUUUAAAGUUUCUAAGCUUAGUCAUUAUGCCGCUUCAAUUUUGAAAUAGUUUUGGAGAGUAUAGUAUAUUUCAAGUAAAAAAUACACAUUGAUUCUGAAUGCUCUGUUUGGAGAUGAUGCCAAAUCGCUAUUGUUGCUUUUUAUUUGA
Messenger RNA from Paramecium sonneborni, 575 nucleotides. The record is from the annotation of a GenBank genome assembly. NCBI's taxonomy places the organism in Eukaryota, Ciliophora, Oligohymenophorea, Peniculida, Parameciidae.